Camponotus floridanus (Florida carpenter ant) is the source of this 802-nucleotide messenger RNA. Its product is annotated as histidine triad nucleotide-binding protein 3. The record is from RefSeq and is a predicted model, not a curated record. Lineage: Eukaryota; Metazoa; Arthropoda; Insecta; Hymenoptera; Formicidae. Gene Ontology annotation, molecular function: catalytic activity. The transcript is spliced from 3 exons. Bases 289 to 777 code for a protein of 162 amino acids.
UCCAUGUUUUGAAUGUCCAUAGAGGGAGUAUCACUUUUGGGGUCACUCCAUAGCUUGGACAUGAACCAUAGCUCAGACACGAACCAUGUAUUAUUAUCGACCUUAAUGGAUGCAGUUGACGUCCACUUUGUCAGGGAGCGCAUUAGGACAAUAUACCCGUUAAAGCGAGGUGGCCGCUUUCAGGUUUCUCUCUGCAUAGAGAUUUUGGAAAAAUUUUACUAAUUACGUUUGUUUCCAAAAAGUGGAUAAUAUAAUAUUAUGUCAUUAUUCGUUUAACGCAAAAUUUCAAUGGCCGAGCAGGAGAUUGAUUGUAUUUUCUGUAAAAUUAUCAGAAAUGAAGAGCCGAGUGAAAAAAUUUACGAGGAUGAUGAUGUCACAUGUAUUAAAGAUAUCAAUCCAGUAUCAACACAUCAUUAUUUAAUAUUACCAAAUAAACAUAUACGCAAUGCAAAAGAACUUAAACCUGAAGAUUCUGAUCUUUUUAAUAAAAUUGUUGCCACAGUAGACAUUAUCUCAGAAAAAUUGAAUCUUAAUCCUGCGUCUACACGAACAGGAUUUCAUUGGCCACCAUUUAAUACAGUUAAUCAUUUACAUCUACAUGUUAUUUCUCCAAUAGAGAAAAUGAAUUUAAUGAGAAAAAUGAUGUUUAAAUAUAAUUCCUAUUGGUUUGUGAGUGUAAGUAUGAAAUUUUAUUAUAUAUUGCAAAUACUAUGCAAAAAAAAUUACUACACAUUGCCAACUUCUUUUUACAGACUGACUAUGUCAAGUCUUGCUUAGGAAAUUGUAAAUUAUAAAGUAUUAU